AUGUUUUUACAUUGUAUUCCAGGACACACACAAAAGCUCUCACCCUACAUACGCCAUUGGGAGGCGGCGGAUUUCGAUCGUUCGUAUUUGCACUCGGCACAUCAAAAACACAUCGAACAGAAGCGCCAUCGGCGAAAAAGAGAACUGUAUUCGGGCGAAUUUGGUCCAGUUCACACUAUCAGACUGAAUUUCUUUGCUCAUGACAGAGAAUUUCGCAUGGUUCUACAUCAGAAUCCACUGUCAGUAUUUGCUAAUGAUGUCGAAAUCGAAAGUACGCAUGGACCAGUGGAUUAUGAUAUUUCUAGAAUAUACACCGGCUCAUUGGAAGGUGACGAAAAUUCUCAUGUGCACGCCAUUCUUACCAGCGAUAACCUGCUCGAUGCCACCAUUGAAACGGCCGAUGAGCACUAUUAUGUAGAACCUGCGCAACGCUAUUCCCGCGAAUUGCCGGCAACGGGUGUGCACAGCGUCAUUUACAAAGUAAGCGAUGUGCAAAUGCGCAAGACUGCUGCGGCAGAACAUUGUGCCAGCGAACGAUUGCGCCGUGAUAUGCUGCUAAGUGAUUUGAAGCGACGGAAAGCGGCCACGGCCAAAGCGGAAGUGCCAAAAUUGCUGGAGCGGCACAAACGUUGGCUGCCGGAUGAGCUGGCCACAUCCACUGAUGACCAUCAAAAUCCGCCGCUGCCAUUGGACUUGGAUGUCCCUUAUAAUGAUGAUUUCAGCAUAUUCGCGGGUGGGGGUACGCGUAAUCGAAAUCGAGAACGAGAACGAGACGGGGAACGAGAAAGAGACAAUCGCGAUGCCGCAGAGAUCAUUACAACGAAAACGGCUACUAACAAUAAUAACAAUAACAACUACGAUGACUACAACUACAAUAGGGAGCGGCAACGGCAAAAGUAUCAGCAAUCGACAACAACAACAACGUGGCGUAAUGCAGCUACAGUCGAACAAGAUGCCACCGACAGAUAUGGCGAUUUGCUGCGAAAUAUAAACAAUGCCAACAACAAUAACAUUAGUGGCACGAAUUCGUCCACCACUGGCGGUGGCAUACAGAAUCGCAACAUCAUUGUGAACAGUUAUAAUCCGAGCAACAGCAACAGCAACAGCAACAGCAACAGCAACACUAAUUACAACAACAAUAAUAGCAAUAAUAAUAAUAACAAUGGCUUACGCAAAACCUAUGCAAAGCACAAGAAUAUCAUUGUUAGCACCUACAAUAAUAAAAACAACAAUAAUAAUAACAAUAGCAAUAAUCGUUCGUAUCCCUACGACUUUGUCAUAAAUGAUGGCAGCAGUAAUGCAAAUGGCAACUACAAUGACAACAACAACAACAACAAUCGCUUCGAUACGAACAACUUUUUCAACGCCAAUUGGUCGACUAUGUUCACCAACAACAACAAUAACAACAACAACAACAAUAACAACAAUGAUCGCCCCAGCCACAAGACGCACGUCGAAAUUAUAACAAAAAAUGGCGCCACCAAGAAACCCAACAUCAUUGUAAACAAUUAUAAUCCAGAUAUAAUGCUAGUGCCAAAUCCACAGAGUCCACACUUCAACAGCAUGUUGAUGACAAAUUUAUUGAGUGGACGAGGACGCGAUGCCGCAUACGAGACAAAUUCCAUCGAUAGCGGCCGCUCGAUGUACGAUCGCAAAAUCACCUGUAUGCUAUAUCUACAAGCCGAUCAUACGUUCUUUCAGAAGAUGGGCUCCGAUGAGGCCAGCAUUGAAGCGAUUACGCGGCAUGUGCAGCGUGCCAAUUCGAUCUACAAGAAUACAGAUUUUAACAAUGAUGGCAAGCCAGACAAUAUAACAUUUAUGAUUAAGCGUAUCAAGGUGCACAAUAUGAAUGCAAUCAGGGAUCCAAGUUAUCGAUUUCCAGGCAAUUAUGGGGUAGAAAAGUUUCUGGAACUAUUUUCAGAGGAAGAUUACGAUGCUUUUUGUCUGGCAUACAUGUUUACAUAUCGAGACUUUGAGAUGGGUACCUUAGGCUUAGCUUGGACUGGUGACCUAAAAAAUGCCGGUGGAGUUUGUGAGAAAAAUGGACACUACCGCGGCUCUCUAAAGUCUCUAAACACUGGCAUUGUGACACUACUCAAUUAUGGUAAACAUGUUCCUCCGGCUGUAUCGCAUGUGACAUUGGCGCAUGAAAUUGGACAUAAUUUUGGUUCACCGCACGAUCCGGAACAGUGUACGCCUGGCGGUGAGGAUGGUAAUUUCAUUAUGUUUGCCCGCGCCACAUCGGGUGAUAAAAAGAAUAACAACAAAUUCUCCCCAUGCUCACUUAAAUCCAUAGAACCGGUGCUAAAUGCAAAAGCACGUAGCGCCAAAGGCUGUUUCACCGAGCCGCAGGCAUCAAUUUGUGGUAACGGUGUUGUUGAGCCGGGCGAACAGUGCGAUUGCGGCUGGGAGGAGGAUUGCAAGGACACAUGUUGUUUCCCAAUGUCACGUCAUCCGCGCAUCGACGAGAAGCCAUGCACACUAACACCACGCGCCAUGUGCAGCCCAUCACAGGGACCAUGCUGCACUGGCGAUUGUAAAUUGAAAUUCGGCGAUAAGUGUCGCGAUGACAACGGCUGUCGCGAUCCGAGCUUCUGUGAUGGCCGCACGCCGCAAUGUCCGCCCUCGGUGAAUAAGGCAAACAAGACUAUUUGCAAUAAGGAAUUCGUUUGUUAUAUGGGCGAAUGUACGGGAAGUAUUUGUUUGGCCUAUGGCCUCGAGUCAUGUCAGUGCAUACCGGGUCCAACCGAUGACACAAUUAAAUCGUGCGAAUUAUGUUGUAAAUUGCCUGGCGAGGGCAAUGCAUGUCGCAGUUCGUUUGAAUGGAAUGAGCCACCAUUCGAUGUGCCGGACAUGUUCGCAAAGCCAGGCACACCAUGCAACGAUUACAAUGGAUAUUGUGAUGUAUUCCAAAAAUGUCGCGAAGUUGAUCCAUCGGGACCGCUGGCAACACUACGUAAAUUGCUAUUGUCAGAAGAAAGUAUUGCAACAUUCAAGAAAUGGGUGCAACAUAAUUGGUAUACCGUUGUGUUGGCAGCGUUGGGUGUAUUUAUAUUACUGAUACUCAGCACGAAGCUGCUGGCGAAACGCUCGAAUCUGAAACUAAAAUCGGUGACCAUAAUACACAGCGCCACCACCGAAACCGUGCGUCUACCCGACGACAACAACGGCGUCAUCGUGCAUACGGCCGUCCGUACAAAAGUUCCGUUCAAGAAAAAAGUACGUGGCGAGCGCAGCAACAAAAGAAAGAGCGCCCACAGGAGCGGCAGUAAUGGGAAUAUACGCGCUGGCAAGGCGAAAGAUGGCGGUGGAAAGGUGGCCGCGAAGACCGGAGGCGAUUUGACUGCGAAGUCGGCGCACGCGCAUAGUCGCAGCGGAAAGCUGAGCAACGCGGCGGUAGCAGCUGGACUGACGUCAGCGGGUGGUGUCAGUGGCGUAAAUGAUGAAGUCUCGAAACCCUCGCGCACAAAAAAGAAUCGCGUGGGUAGCGGUGGUGGUGCGACUGCAUUGAAAACUACGCCAGUUGCAACAGCGCUUGGCACUCCUUUAGCUACCACAGUUGGUGGCGCUAAACUGGAGAAUGAAACGAAGUCGAGGUCGAAGCGCUUCAAGAAGAACAGCAAAGAAAUCAUUGACUAUUCGUCACGCAGUGGUGCUGACGCGGCGAGCGUUAGCGGGAAUGCGCACACCAAUACCUUUGGCAAAGUGCAAAAGUGGUUGUUAGAGUCGCCAAUUGUUGUACAGCCACUAUCGCAUAUUGAGCACUCUUCGAAAAUACGAAAGGUGAUGAGCAAAUCGCAGUCCACGCCCGAACGCCUCGUACAGAAAUCGCCGCAAAAGUCAAAGUCGGUUACGAAUCUUGUCAAUGACAAGGUGAAACUGCAGGUAGUCUAUAAGCCGCCCUUCAAAUUCGCGCUGCGGCUUUCCAAGAAUAUCAAGGUUAAAACGCACGUAAUUGGCGGCGCAGUCAACAAACCGAAGCGACAGACACGCACUAGUACAAACGCAGCAGCGAAUGGUGCGGAUGGUAAACGCAAAAGCAGCAAUCAAAAUAGCGAGGGUAGCAAGAACUCUGGCAGCGGCGGUGGUGAGGAGAUGAAGUGCAAGCGCAUUGCGCUGCUACUCCGCAACAAUAACGAAGACAAUCAAGUAUUAACUUUAAAUGAACCGACCUACGAGACGCUAAAUCCGAAAACCCUGCCCUCCAAGAUGGAGAACCCCUUCUAUGAGAAUUUGCAAUGCAGCGCACAAACUGGCGAAAUGCGCGCCGCCAACGCCGUCAACAACGACGCAGUGGCCACCAAUAGUGCUUCGACGGCAUCAAACGCGAACGGGUCCAACAAAUUGAACGCGAGUGUCAGUAAAAUGCCAACAGACGCACAUACAGCUACUGUUGCUGGCGGCGCGUUACAAAAACAACGCGCACACAACUAUAACCGCUCCAAUUCAUUCUCAACCAACAAUCCAUUUGCCAGCAGUCAUGCAGCAGCGUCUAGCGCACGAAAACUGAGCGAAAGCAAUACCAUGCAGCAGCAGCAACAGCACGCGCCACCCGCCAGCAAUUUGGGACGCAACUUUGGAAGCACACAAAACCUCGGUCAGGCGGCACAAAAUCAAAAUCAUUUAGCCAAAUCGAAGAAGCGUAGCAGUUUGAACUUAAAGUUGAACAGCGCCUCUAAAAACAGCAAAGAUCCGCCGGUAGCGGCACGGCGCAGCAAUUCAAAUAUGAAUUUACGCAGCCAUGCUGCGGCCAAUACAUAUCAGCCAAGUACCUUCCCAAAUGACGCACAAAACUUCGUAGCAACCACAACCACCAACACAGCCACUUCCACAUAUGCCAGCAGCAAUGGCGCCAAUGCGACUGCAAUAGUCGCUGCGGCUGUGCCUAUACCCACAGAGCGGCAGCUGCGGCGCAGCUCCAGCAGUAUAGCCUAUCAACAUCAGCCAAAAUCCAACAGCCAAGGGACAGCUAGCAUUGCAAAUGCCAGCUCCGCGCUGCCGGCAACUACUUUUACGACGGCGCUACCUGCUGCGCACACUAGCUUCAGCAACAUACCACGUGCCAGCCUCAGUGCCGCGCUCAACAACGGCGCCAACGCCAACGCCAAUACCAAUGCCAACGCCAGCGGUGCCAGCUCGAAUUCUGCUGGUGUUCUAGGCAAUUUUAAUUUUAGUCGCGUAACAGAUGCGGAACAACUAGUCGCGGUGGGAAGCUUGUCCAGUCAUAGCAGUCAAGGUAGUAGUCACGCAAGCCACCCCAGCCACAACAGUAGCCACAGUAGUCACAGCAACCACCAUGCACCAGCACGCCACGAGCACCGACGUAGUCGUAGCAGCGCACAUUCCACAACAGCACCGCCAUUAGCCACCACUGCCAAGUCAAAUGCCACCGCUCCUCCAGAACAACAACAACAACAGCAACAAAAACGUUCCAACUCCAUAAGACAGUUGCAGCAUAGCUAUCAUCCGCCGCCGUUACCGAACAUUGCAACGUCCAGUAAUAGCGGUCAGGGUGAAUAUGAGCUGCCAUCUGAUUUGGAAGUACUAUUGUCUGAUGUGGAAAAUAAUUUAGUCAGUUAAGGGUUAAUAGUUGUAAGCAAAAGGUGUUCGCUUAGCUAAUUGGGUAGCGGGGUAUUAUUGUAAAAGAAUUAAGUUAUUAUUAUAGAGUUGUUUUCAUGUGAGUUUUCAGCAUUUCAGAAUGAAAAUUAGGCUGACUUUCAAAACGUAUCAAUACAUUGUUUGGAUACUGUUCUACUGCGGUAUUGAAACUGUUUGUAUAUACAGAGUUGC
Messenger RNA from Rhagoletis pomonella (apple maggot), 5790 nucleotides. RefSeq lists its product as uncharacterized. The transcript is spliced from 10 exons. Gene Ontology annotation, cellular component: plasma membrane. The record is from RefSeq and is a predicted model, not a curated record. Gene Ontology annotation, molecular function: metalloendopeptidase activity. Lineage: Eukaryota; Metazoa; Arthropoda; Insecta; Diptera; Tephritidae. Bases 1 to 5580 code for a protein of 1859 amino acids. Gene Ontology annotation, biological process: membrane protein ectodomain proteolysis; Notch signaling pathway.